AUGAGCCUCCUGCCCCAACGCUCUGCCCACAUCCCUGGCGGUUCCCGCUCGCUGUUCGCGGUGCUGUCGUUUCUGCUGCUGCUCACACUGCCGCAGCAUCUAGCUGAAGGAGGUCCUUCCGCGGUCUUAACCGCCACAACGGAGCUGCGUUGCGUUUGCUUAACCAUAACUUCAAGAGUUAAUCCCAAAAUGAUCGCUAAUAUGGAGGUGAUCGCUGCAGGUCCACAGUGCCCCAGGGUGGAAGUCAUAGCUAAGUUGAAGAACAAGAAGGAGGUCUGUCUGGACCCAGAAGCUCCUUUGAUGAAGAAAAUCAUUCAGAAAAUACUGGACAGUGGAAAUAAGAAAGCCAAGAGAAAUGCACUUGCCCUGGAAAAAUCACCCAGUACUUAACAGAAAAAUCUCUGAGGACUCUGGCCCCAAUGAAGACAAGAAAGAAGGGCUGAGUUUUUCCCCUAGUAAUUUUCUU
Arvicola amphibius (Eurasian water vole) is the source of this 466-nucleotide messenger RNA. Its product is annotated as C-X-C motif chemokine 5-like. NCBI's taxonomy places the organism in Eukaryota, Metazoa, Chordata, Mammalia, Rodentia, Cricetidae. Gene Ontology annotation, molecular function: CXCR chemokine receptor binding; chemokine activity. Gene Ontology annotation, biological process: cellular response to lipopolysaccharide; antimicrobial humoral immune response mediated by antimicrobial peptide; chemokine-mediated signaling pathway. Gene Ontology annotation, cellular component: extracellular region. The transcript has 4 exons. Bases 1 to 390 code for a protein of 129 amino acids. The record is from RefSeq and is a predicted model, not a curated record.